UCCUCCUGGCUGCAUUACAUCGUGCGGCUCUAUCCUCCUGGGCGGAUCGGAGCAGAACGCUCACACAUCCUGCGUGCUUAACUUGAUCUGCCAGUACAUGUUACACGUGACGAUCAGCGCCCCUCAUUAUACUGACCGGCACAGUCCUUCUAAGCGGAUCGGAGUGGAAGGCUGUCUCUCUCUAUCACUGACAGUUUGUCUGGCUGCACUCACUGCCGCGGGCUGCUUUCGCUAUUGCUGCAGCAAGCAUGAGCCACUUGCUGUUGUUUGUGCAGUUUGUGGACUUCAUCAUAACAAGAACAAUCAUAUAUUUUGAUUUAUUGGUGGUAAGCAAGACUGCCUAGUGGCUCUAUUAUAGAGUAGUGGUGGAUUGACAUGGAACUUGUAGUUCACUUGUAGUUCAUCCUUUGAUUUAGAAGCUGCUUUGAUGGAUUUGGUGAGUUAAUCCAGUGGUUUAUUCACCAGACUGAUUCAGCGUUCUGCAACACACGUCAGACAGUGUGCAGUUACUGCACUGAGUACUUUUUCGUGGCUUUAACCUUCUUUUUAACACCAAGGAUGCCCUGUGAUAUUUCUCAUCCGUGCAUCUUUCUUUCACUCUUAAUUUGCACAUCUGGUACUUUUUCUCAUUCAUGUGUCUUGCUUUCCCUUUAAAUGCGCAUUUUAUGGCAUUUGUGUAUCUGUUUUGUUUGUAUAUUUGCUUUAGUUUGAUGAAAGUGUGAUCGUAAUGCAAAAUGUACAAUAAUGAUGUGACUAUAAUUUUGUGCAAAUCUAACUUGUCCAAUGACUUUCCAAGGACACGUCAAAAUUAUUUAAUGUCUAACGCCUCUAGCUUUUAAUGUUAUUGUGUAUUAACAUGCAUAAAUGUUUGAAUGUUGGACAGUUGUUCUAACGGUAACUUGUCAAACCUACUGUAGGUGGGUCAGUACAGAUACACUAAUUUGUAAACUGUAACUGUAAAAGAAGCUCUGAGCUAUUCUAUGUCUUGAAAAUAUUAUUGGAUUAGUUUUACUAAUUCAAAACUGUAUAAAUCAGAUUAAUCCAGUCUAUGAAUAUUUAAAUAGUGGGUGGGUCAAAAAGUGAAUAAUCAAAUCUCAUUCUGAAUGGGUAGUCGCUACUCUUUCUGCAAGUAUAAAACAGGGUCAUGUCAGUGAUGAGUGCAGGAGGCCAAACUGACAAGCAUCCUCGAACAGAUUUGGAAUAGUUCUCUGAUGAAGCACAGAGUCUACUCUAUAUUGUUCUAUCACCAAAAUGUCUAUCUGGGGAGCGACACAUACGGACAAUGAAUCAAUCCACUACUGCUUUCCAAAUAACAAUUUAUCUUGUACCAGAAAUGUAAAACCUGGAGCAGAGUACAUUUUUGUGUACAUAUUCAUUUCUACAAUAUCAGUAUUUACUGUGUUUCUGAACUUGUUGGUGAUCAUUUCCAUCGCUCACUUCAAACAGCUCCACACUCCAACCAAUGUGCUGAUCUUCUCUCUGGCAGUGGCUGAUCUGAUCGUGGGACUGAUUCUUAUGCCAGUACAGGGCAUCAAAUUGAUUGAGCCAUGUUGGUACUUUGGAGAGAUAUUUUGUUCAAUAUUUCCUUUUAUUUUCUAUGUGGUUGUUACGGCAUCUCUUGGUAAUUUGAUUAUUAUAUCUGUGGAUCGUUACAUUGCUGUGAAUGACCCUUUGCGAUAUCCAGCAAGAGUCAAUAUCAACAGAGCAGUUCUUUCUAUUGUUGUAAACUGGGUAUUUUCCUGCAUAUAUUCUUUUUUCCUUUUGUACGAGUCAAUAAUUUAUCCAGAGAAAAAUCAUACAUGUGUUGGAGAAUGUAUACUUUUUAUUAAGUUGGGAUAUAUCAUAACAGAUGUUAUAGUUACUUUAGUAACACCGUGUUGUUUAAUCAUUUCUUUAUAUAUGAAAAUCUGCUUCGUAGCAAAACAUCAAGCUGAGCAUAUAAAUUCUCUCUUAGACAAAAAAGCCAAAUCAGAAAAAAAGGCUGCAAGAACCUUGGGGGUUGUUGUCACGGUUUAUCUUCUUUGUUGGAUACCAUAUUAUAUAGCUGCUCUUACGCUUGGGCAGGACACAGGUGACUCUCUUGUAAUUAACAUAAUGUAUUGGAUUUUAUGCACAAAUUCAUGCUUGAAUCCACUUAUUUAUGCAAUGUUUUAUAGAUGGUUUCGAAUAUCAGCAAAAUACAUUUUGACUCUGAAAAUAUUUGAACCUUCAUCAGAAUACUUCAACCUGUUCUUGCAAGAUAAAUGAAUUUAUGGUUAUCUUAUGGUGUUGCACGACUGUAAAGCCUCUGUAAAGCACACAUAAGAGGGAAAAGGUUCAUGCAAAAAUGUAUUCACCCUUACGCUGUUCCAAAAU
Messenger RNA from Cyprinus carpio (common carp), 2355 nucleotides. Its product is annotated as trace amine-associated receptor 13c-like. Gene Ontology annotation, molecular function: trace-amine receptor activity. Gene Ontology annotation, biological process: G protein-coupled receptor signaling pathway. Gene Ontology annotation, cellular component: membrane. The record is from RefSeq and is a predicted model, not a curated record. NCBI's taxonomy places the organism in Eukaryota, Metazoa, Chordata, Actinopteri, Cypriniformes, Cyprinidae.